Saccoglossus kowalevskii is the source of this 3144-nucleotide messenger RNA. RefSeq lists its product as uncharacterized. NCBI's taxonomy places the organism in Eukaryota, Metazoa, Hemichordata, Enteropneusta, Harrimaniidae. The record is from RefSeq and is a predicted model, not a curated record.
AUGAGAAUAGUUUGUAGAUUGGAGCUUUAUCAAUGUCAAGAAAAUGCUAUAGCUGCACAAAGUGAAAUGUCUGUGCAUACACAACCACAUACUACAGUAAAGCCAUAUCAAUGUGAACUAUGUACAAAGAGUUUUAUGCUAAAAGCUGAUCUAACCAGACACAUACGAAUCCAUACUGGUGAUAAACCUUAUCCAUGUGAACUGUGUGGGAGGAAGUUUUCUAGAAAAGAUGAACGAAAAAUACACAUCAGGAAACACACUGGAGAGAAACCAUAUAAAUGUAAACAAUGUGAGAAGAGUUUUAUUAGGAAGGACUAUUUGACAUUUCAUAUGAAAAAACAUGCUUAUAAGAAUUCAUGUCAAAUUCAUCAACAUAAGAAAACAUCCUCUAUGAUACAAGACCCAACGAACCACAUGAGUGCACUUACAUGGAGUCGGGAGAAACCUUACCCAGAACAAAAUGAAAAUACCAUGACUGCAAAUAAUGGACUGGUUAUGCACAAGCCAUAUCAAUAUGAAAUAGUUGAUAGCACCUUGGCUGAAAACCGUCAAAUGUCUACAAAUGUACAAAUGACAGACAUUGGAGUGAAGUAUUAUUUUUGCCAACCAGAUAAAAACGUCCUAGCUGGAAGCCAUAAACAUUCUUUACACAAGCAGACAGAUACUGGAGUGAAGUGUGAUGAAAAUAAGCCAGAUGAAAAAACCAUGGUUGUAAAUAAUGAACUGACUACAUCAACGUAUACAACAACUGAUGCAUGGGGGACACUUUAUAAAUAUGUACAACAUAGAAAUAACUUUGAUGCAAACAAUGAUCUGACCAUGCAUAUGCAGACAGAUUCUGGCACAAUAGCUAAUCAAUUUGAACAAAAUGAGAAUAAUUUGACUGGAAAUAGUGAAUUGAACUUACAUAUUCUAAAAAAUACUCAAGUGAAGCCUUAUCAAAAAGAUGAAGACAGCACUGGUGCAAUCGGUGAAUUGUCUGUGCUUGAACAGACACAUACUACAGUGAAGCCAUAUCAAUGUGAACUAUGUACAAAGAGUUUUAUGCUAAAAGCUGAUCUAACCAGACACAUACGAAUCCAUACUGGUGAUAAACCUUAUCCAUGUGAACUGUGUGGGAGGAAGUUUUCUAGAAAAGAUGAACGAAAAAUACACAUCAGGAAACACACUGGAGAGAAACCAUAUAAAUGUAAACAAUGUGAGAAGAGUUUUAUUAGGAAGGACUAUCUGACAUUUCAUAUGAAAAAACAUGCUUAUAAGAAUUCAUGUCAAAAUCAUCAAAGUAAGAAAACAUCUUCUGUGACACAAGUUCCAUUUAAUUGUACAAGUACACUUACAUGCAGUAAGGAGAAACAACAAUUAAAACAAAAUAAAAAUACAGUCGCUGAUAACAGUCAGCUGCACAAUCUUAAUAUUGGAGUGAAGAAUUAUAAAUGUAGACAAGCUGGGAAUAACUCUGCUACAAACAGUGAACUGACAAUGCACAUGCAGAGAGAUACUGGAGUGAAGACUCAUGAAUGCAAAUUGAAGGAAAAUACCUUGACCGCAAACUGUGACCUGACUAUGUACAAGACGAUACAUACUGAUGUGACUCCCUAUCACUCUGAACUGAAUAAAAAUAACUUUUCUGCAAACAUCGACUUACCUUUACAUGUGGAAACAGAUACUGGAAUAAAGUCUUAUCAAUGUAAACCACAUGACAACAGUUUUGCUGGAAACAGUGAGAUGACAAUGCAUAUGUUAUCAAAUACUGGACAGGUGAAGCCUUAUCAAUGCACACAAAAUGAAAAUACAUCUACUCCAAAUUGUGUAACCUCUGUGCAUACACACCCACAUACUACAGUAAAGCCUUAUCAAUGUGAACUAUGUACAAAGAGUUUUAUGCUAAAAGCUGAUCUAACCAGACACAUACGAAUCCAUACUGGUGAUAAACCAUAUCCAUGUGAACUGUGUGGGAGGAAGUUUUCUAGAAAAGAUGAACGAAAAAUACACAUCAGAAAACACACUGGAGAGAAACCAUAUAAAUGUAAACAAUGUGAGAAGAGUUUUAUUAGGAAGGACUAUUUGACAUUUCAUAUGAAAAAACAUGCUUAUAAGGAUUCAUGUCAAAAUCAUCAACAUAAGAAAAUGUCCUCUUUGAUGCAAGAUCCAGCUAACCACAUGAGUGCACUCACAUGGAGUAGGGAGAAACCAUACCCAGAACAAAAUGAAAAUACCGAUGCUGCAAACGGUCAACUGUUUACAUGGUUGUACAAUCAUGAUACUUAUAAAUGUGGACAAGAUGGGAAUAACUUUGCUGCAAACAGUGAACUGACUAUGCAAAUGCAGAGAGAUUCUGCCAUGACACUUUAUCAGUGUGAACAGGAUGAGAAUAGUUUGGCUGAAAAUAGUGAAGUAUCUUUACCAUUGCAGACAAAUAGUAGAUUGAAGCCUUACCAAUGUCAAGAAAAUGAGAAUACCAUUGCUGUACAAAGUGAAAUGUCUGUGCAUACACACCCACAUACUACAGUGAAGCCAUAUCAAUGUGAACUAUGUACAAAGAGUUUUAUGCUAAAAGCUGAUCUAACCAGACACAUACGAAUCCAUACUGGUGAUAAACCAUAUCCAUGUGAACUGUGUGGGAGGAAGUUUUCUAGAAAAGAUGAACGAAAAAUACACAUCAGGAAACACACUGGAGAGAAACCAUAUAAAUGUAAACAAUGUGAGAACAGUUUUAUUAGGAAGGACUAUUUGACAUUUCAUAUGAAAAAGCAUGCUAAUAAGAAUUCCUAUCAAAAUCAUCAAAGUAAGAAAACAUCCUCUGUGAUACAAGAUCCAACUAACCACAUGAGUGCACUUACAUCAAGUAGGAAGACGUAUCAAUAUAAACAAAAUGAGAAUAUCUUGGGUGCAAAUAGUGAACUUAUUAUGCACAUUCGGGCAGAUGCUUCAUUAACGUUGAAUUUCAUUCACGGUAGAGAUAUUCACCAAUAUGUCCCUCUCUACAUGACCAAUUUAUUAAGAAUGAAUAAUUUCAUCAUGUCGUCAGAUAAACCUAAAACUAGUUCUCAUAUUCCAAUGGCCUGGUUGAUUGCAAAAGUAGUUGAAUAUCUGACAGAGAAAGAAGGUAUAGAAACAUUCUAUGUGAUGCAAUGCUUUUCAUAG